GGAGAAGGUGUAUUUCAGCAUCAAGGUCUUGGGCACAGUUUUUGAAGGAAGUAUAGUGGAGAGUCAAGAGGAGAAGUUGGUGUUGGAAGAUGAGGAUAGUAAUGUGAGUGGACCACUAGAGGGAGGGGGGGAGGAAGACGAGGUUGAUGAGAGUGAUGCUCCGCCGAU
Molecule: messenger RNA, 168 nt
Organism: Perkinsus marinus ATCC 50983
Lineage: Eukaryota; Perkinsozoa; Perkinsida; Perkinsidae
Exons: 1
Source: RefSeq, a predicted model, not a curated record